UUGUUGAUUAAUUUGUCUUCCAGGGCAUAUUUAUGCAAUUACUGCCUUGCCAGUUGUUGUAGUGCUCUGAAGAACUUCAGUGGGUGUUUCCAAGUAAAUGAGGACCGUUGAAGUGGGUUCGUGAUUGUAAAUUAGGUUAAUUUUGUAUAGUGCUUAAGUAAAAGUAAUGAGUUCUCGGCAUCGCGAUAGGAGCCGUUCUCGAUCUCGUGAUCGUGAGCGGCACAAGGAGCGCGACCGGGACAAGGGUCGGGACCGGGAUCGGGACCGAGAGCGUGACCGGGAUAAAGAUCGAGACCGUGACCGCGAUAGAGACCGCGGGCGGGACCGGGACAGGGACCGCCACCGCUCUAAGAGAGACAAGGAGGACCGAGGGCGUAGCCGUGACAGGCACAAGGACAAACGCCGAAGUCGGAGCCGGAGUCAUAGCCGUGGACGGAAGUCCAAAGAUAGGGAUGGAACCAUAGCCCUCCUGGACCAGAUGGUGGGCACCACAACAAAGGCGACAGCACGGGCAGUGGCCGGCAACGGUGUAGCUAACCCUGCAGCGCACGCUGCCAUCCUUGCUGCAGCAGCUGUUGCCCAGACAUUCGUGGCGCAGCGCCGCAUGGCGGCCCCCGUCCAGCCGGCAGCGGCGGCGGCGGCGGCCCUGUCUGCCGCCACCGCCAUCCCGCUGCCGACCUCCGUGCAGCAGAAGCUCGAGCAGCUGCAGGCGCGCUCCGAGGGCAGAUACAGGGACAAGCCCCCGCCCCCGCAGGACUACCACCCCGAUGACGACACCGACGACGGCCAGGGGCCGCCGGGCGAGACGGCGGCGGAGCGGCGCCUGCGGCGGCGGCGCACGCGCUGGACGGGCGGCGCGCACGACAAGACCUUCAUCCCCGGCCUGCCCACCGCGCUGCCCUCCACGCUCACGCCGCAGCAGGAGGAGCAGUAUCUACUGCAGCUGCAGAUCGAGGAGGUGUCGCGCAAGCUGCGCUCCGGCGACCUCGGCAUCCCGGCCAACAUCGACGACAGGUCGCCGUCCCCCGAGCCGAUCUACUCCACCGACGGCAAGCGGCUGAACACCCGCGAGUACCGCACCAGGCGCAAGCUGGAGGAGGAGAGGCACCGGCUCGUCACCAGAAUGCAGACCAUCAACCCCGACUUCAAGCCCCCUCCGGACUACAAGCCACCAAUAAUCCGCGUGCACGACAAAGUGAUGAUCCCCCAAGAGGAGCACCCCGACAUCAACUUCGUGGGGCUCCUGAUCGGGCCCCGAGGGAACACGCUCAAGGCCAUGGAGAAGGAGACGGGCGCCAAGAUCAUCAUCAGGGGCAAGGGGUCCGUCAAGGAGGGCAAGGUCGGUCGCAAGGACGGGCAGCCCCUGCCGGGCGAGGACGAGCCCCUGCACGCGUACAUCACGGCCGCCAGCGCAGAGUGCGUCAAGAAGGCUCUUGACAAGAUCAAGGAGGUCAUUCGACAAGGCGUUGAGGUCCCGGAAGGGCAGAACGACCUGCGCCGCAUGCAGCUGCGCGAGCUCGCGCAACUGAACGGCACGCUGCGCGAGUCCGACGCGCCGCGCUGCGCCAACUGCUCCGCCAUAGACCACAAGACCUGGCUGUGCCCGGACAAGCCCAACGUCACGUCGGCGGUCGUGUGCUCCGCGUGCGGGGGCGCCGGACACAUCGCCAGGGACUGCCGGGCCCGCCGGCCCGGGCACACGCCAACCUCCAUGCCUAACAAGGCUAAGAUCGACGAAGAGUACAUGUCUCUAAUGGCGGAGUUGGGCGAGGCGCCGCCGCCGGGCAGCAACAACACCGGCGGCGGGGGAGGGGGAGGCAACAACGCUCGACGUUUCGGCGGCGGCCUGUUCCACCAGGCGCCGCCCGCGCGCGCGCUCAUGGCUCCACCGCCACAAGGAAAUAUCCCCGCGUCGCUGCCGCCGCCGCCGACCGCGUACCCGCCGCCGCCGCCGCCGCCACACGCCGCGCCGUGGCUCGGCGUGGCCAACAACCAGCCGCCGCCGCCGGGGCUGCCGCCCGCCUUCCCGCCGCCGCCGCCGCCGCAGCACCACCAGGGUGACAAGAUGGGUCCCGGUCCCGGCCCCAUGCAACACAUGGCGCCGCCGCCGCCGCCACCUGGUAUGAUGGGCAUCCCCCCGCCGGGCAUGGGCCCGCCGCCGGGCGCGGGCGGGUGGCGGGGCGGGGGAGGGGGAUAUAACACAAUUUACAAUCCCGAGCGUAACAAGGGAUUCCAAAGUGAAUUCUACGCGUAG
Molecule: messenger RNA, 2254 nt
Organism: Cydia amplana
Lineage: Eukaryota; Metazoa; Arthropoda; Insecta; Lepidoptera; Tortricidae
Gene: SF1
Product: splicing factor 1
Exons: 16
Coding region: 167-2254 (695 amino acids)
Biological process (GO): regulation of mRNA splicing, via spliceosome
Cellular component (GO): nucleus
Molecular function (GO): zinc ion binding; mRNA binding
Source: RefSeq, a predicted model, not a curated record